This is a messenger RNA of Soboliphyme baturini, 378 nucleotides long. The record is from the annotation of a GenBank genome assembly. NCBI's taxonomy places the organism in Eukaryota, Metazoa, Nematoda, Enoplea, Dioctophymatida, Soboliphymatidae.
UUACAGUACAACCUGACGCUCAAGCCGUACCUGCCGCCGGCGGUGCCUGAGACGGAUCCGAAGGUGUUCACGUUCGACGGCAGUGUCAGCGUGCUGCUGCGCUGCGAAGUGCCCACCGACGUCGUGGUAAUGAACAUGAAGGCAAUUAAGUUGCAGGACCACACCCUGCGACUGUCCGACUUCAACGGGCGACGUCUGGCGUUCGCCACCCAGCCGUACGUCUACAACUCGUCACUGGAGACCGUCACCUUCCAGCUGAGCACCAAACUACUCAGAGGCUUCAACUACACCUUGUCGGUCAACUACACGGCUCGACUCGGCGACAACAAUGCCGGAUUUUACAAAAGCAAAUACGUCGACGGUGACGUGGUCAGGUAA